Tetrahymena thermophila SB210 is the source of this 471-nucleotide messenger RNA. Its product is annotated as kinase domain protein. The transcript has 2 exons. Gene Ontology annotation, biological process: protein phosphorylation. NCBI's taxonomy places the organism in Eukaryota, Ciliophora, Oligohymenophorea, Hymenostomatida, Tetrahymenidae. The record is from RefSeq and is a predicted model, not a curated record. Gene Ontology annotation, molecular function: ATP binding; protein kinase activity.
AUGAGUGUCAAGUAAACUAAGAAAUAAAUUGCUAACCUAGUUGUAGACUGUAGCAUGAAGUACGUCAGUGUGAUGAAAUUUUUUGAUCUCAUGAAGAUCUAACAAUAACACUAUACAGAUUUUACAUAUGCAGGAAAUGGAGCAUUUGCAUUUGUGCUUAAAGCAAAUAACAAAAAAAUAAACUAAAUCGUAGCUCUCAAAGUCGUUGAAUGCGAUAGUAAUAAUAUACCCUUAAUGGAGGAAGUGUAGAAAGAAUAUGAAAUGCUCCAAUAACUAUCUAGUAAGUACAUCGUUAAGGUAUUUGGUAGUUUCUUUUUAACAGUAGAAGAUAACUCUGAUGAUGAUGAAAGCAAUAAUGAGGAGGAAAAAACUGUUGAAAAUAAAAUUAAAAAGGAGAAAAAUGAGAGAAAGAUUUUCUUUGUAAUAGAACAAGAAUUCUGCUAAAAUUCAAAAAUUUUAUAUAAGGUUUGA